Messenger RNA from Aspergillus sclerotioniger CBS 115572, 1133 nucleotides. Its product is annotated as zinc-binding alcohol dehydrogenase family protein. Lineage: Eukaryota; Fungi; Ascomycota; Eurotiomycetes; Eurotiales; Aspergillaceae. The record is from RefSeq and is a predicted model, not a curated record. The transcript has a single exon. Gene Ontology annotation, molecular function: oxidoreductase activity, acting on NAD(P)H. The coding region runs from base 23 to 1093 and encodes 356 amino acids.
CCCAGAUACCAAGACAUACACAAUGAGUCUCCCUACCACAUUUAAGGCCGCCGUGGUCCCUGAACCCCAUGCCCAACAUACCAUCGCGGACCGCUGUCUCCCCGCGUUGGAAUCCAACCAAGUCGCCAUCAAGAUCACUGCCACGGCCGUCAACCCCGUGGACUGGAAGAUUCGCGACUAUAAUGUUUUCCUGAAGGAAUAUCCCGCCGUGCUGGGCUCCGACGCUGCCGGUGAGAUUGUCGCCACGGGGUCAAAUGUGUCCACCCAUGCCGUCGGCGACCGGGUCUUCUUCCAAGGUAUCAUUGGAAACUACCCCGCCUCGACUUUCCAGCAAUACUGCAUCAUGCCUGCUGAACUCGUCUCCAAGACCCCCGCCAACAUCUCCGACGACCAGGCCGCUGGAAUUAGCCUGGCUUCUAUCGCAGUGGUGACUGGUUUCUAUGAUCAGACCGGCCACGCAAUUGCCCCGGCACCGUGGGCAGAGAACGGCACCGAGGCUGGUAAGGGCAAAGCCAUUGCCAUUAUUGGCGGUUCGUCGAGUGUAGGACAGUACGCGAUCCAAUUUGCGCGGUUGUCCGGCUUUGACCGCAUUAUCACGAAUGCCAGUGCCGCGCAUCACGAGUUCUUGAAGAGCCUUGGCGCGCAUGUGGUGCUUGAUCGGAAGACUGCCACAGCCGAAGAGUUUGUGGCUGCUGCUGGCGAUUUGCCGUUGAGUUAUGUAUAUGAUUCGAUUUCGGUCAAGGAGACGCAGAAGCUUGGCGUUGAGAUUGGACAGGCGAGCAAGGGUGCGGCCAACCGGGUUGUGACCGUGCAGUUUGUCGAUCAGGAGGCCGCGCAGCUGGGUCAGUCGAAGGAGCCCAAGGUCGAGAUUAAGCAGAUUCUGGGACUGGGAAGUUCUCCCGCUUUGAGGCAUUUGAGUGAGCCGUUUGCUAAGGCUAUUGGUGGUGGGUAUGGAUGGAUCGCCAAGGGUUUGUUUGUGCCGAACCGGGUGCGCUUGAUCCAGGGUGGUAUUGGUGCUGUCGAGGAGGCGUUGAAGACGAACAAGGACGGUGUGUCAGGAGAGAAGGUUGUCUUCCGUCCUAACGAUGCUUAGGUGUUUGUUGAUGGGAAUACUUUCUGGUAUAUAAUGUUUG